AUGCAGGCCACUCAUCGAGUGAGACAGGCAGGUUUCUCUCUCAUGGAAAUCAAUUUUGGCGGCUUCUCACUCGGAGAACUGAAGCAUGAUGGCUUCUCGGCAGUGGAGCUGAUGGAGGCUGGCUUCUCAGCUGCCCAGUUGAAGGAGGCAGGUUACACACCUACUGAGCCGGAAAUGGCAGGGCUCUCCAGCAAGGAGAUUGGGGCUGCCGGCUUCUCACUCGAAACGCUGAGAGACGCGGGUUUUUCAAUUGUGAAGUUUAUGCAGGCAGGCAUCCAUCUCACUCUCGAUCAAUAUUCUCUUCCCGCUCCCCGAGUUCCGGGAGGCGGGCUUCACAUAUGA
Messenger RNA from Durusdinium trenchii, 342 nucleotides. Lineage: Eukaryota; Dinophyceae; Suessiales; Symbiodiniaceae. The record is from the annotation of a GenBank genome assembly.